Odontomachus brunneus is the source of this 2030-nucleotide messenger RNA. RefSeq lists its product as uncharacterized. The record is from RefSeq and is a predicted model, not a curated record. The transcript has 3 exons. Lineage: Eukaryota; Metazoa; Arthropoda; Insecta; Hymenoptera; Formicidae. The coding region runs from base 134 to 1396 and encodes 420 amino acids.
GGAGUGGGUAGCUAGGGGUAUAAAACAGAAAACGACGCUUUUGCGAGCCAAUAUGUGUGUGGUUACAUUUUGGUGAACAACAAGGAUCCAUUAAUUCUUACCCGAUUGACAUUGAGACGCGGCGAUAUUCAUCAUGCUGCUAAAUGCAGUGAUAAUUUGUUGUAUCGUCGUUGUGAAUGCAGAACCACCUCUUAACAGCUACUCUCUCACUGGCGAUAACAAUGGAUACGAUUACAGUAACGUCGAUUACAAUAACGCCGUCGCCAAUAACGGAUACUUAGGAUCCAAGGAUAGCUACUUGAGCGGCGGCAGUUUUUACAAUGAUAGAGACACUGGUCACAAAUUAUCUAAUCACAUCAGUAGCCAUUCGUCGAUUAAUGACGUUAAUCAGGCUAGCAUAGGGAGUGACACGGGAAACAGUUACAAAUAUCCUAUGAACGAUCACGAAGGCGGGUAUUCCAAAACUUACGAGAAUCCCGAGGGCGACUCUUACUCUUUGUCGAAUCAUGCAACGUCUAUCCCGUUCAGAGCAUAUUCCAGUCCCAACAGUAACCUAGAUUCAAACUUUAAGACGUACUCCGGCGGCUCCGUUCAAAGGGACACCGAUUUCGGCCAGUACGCCGCUGGUAGCAGCAGUAACAGCCAAAGAGUACUCCCUUAUCCUGGAUACAAUAGGCCUGUUAUGUUGGAAAAUUAUGCCGAGAGUACCUCCGACGGCGACAUACGCGCGCAAGGAUAUCACGGCUCCUCCGGUGCUCAGAGUUACUCCGAGAGUGAUCACGUUUAUCCCCCUUAUCCGCCAGCCAGUCCAGCCGGCGAGUACCCGUUUGGAAAGCAGAAAGACGGCCCGUACAGCAACUUGAAAGGCGGCAACAAGUACAACGAUAUCCACUCGAUACCGAGCGAAACGCGUUACACACGUGGAAAUGCAGGACACGCCGGCCAUAAUCACGGUGUUUCAUCGCCGUACCUGUCCGGUUCCGGGCCGAGCGGUUACUUAUCCAAGACGUACGGCUCCGCUGUCUACUACUCCGCGGGGAAACCGUAUAAAUACGGCUACAAGUACUCGUCUCGCUACGCUCCGAAUAGCGGCGUAACUUACCUGACGCGCGAUAGUCAUUACGCUCCGUACGGCAAGGGUGGUGGAAAAGUCAUAAUAAUUAAGGAUAGCAGGCCGAGUUACGCGAGUCUUUACUCCGACGAGCCGUCCUACAUCGCCGGUGGUGGUUACAGGAGCAAGAGCGGAGGUUUCAUGAAUGCGGCUGGUUAUUCCGCAUCACCGAAUUUCGAUGGUUACAGCGGUGGUAGUAGCUACGUCGACGGUCCUACUGUCCCCAGGCGAUACAGGGCCAGCGGCGGUGGGCCCAUGCUCGUGCAAAAGACUAUAUAUUCUUGAUAUAUGUACCUCUGACCGUGAGAGAUCGUAUUUAAUAGGUAUAAUGCGCCGAGAGUUUUGUAUAUAUAUUUAUUGUAUAAGCGGCUUAAUAACAUCCAGAAGCAACACACCCUUAUACAUGAUCUCAAGAGAAUUCUUUUAAAGCUAAAGGAGGAAAAUAAGUGCAAUAUUAUAUUUCUUUUAUUAAAAAGGAAAUACUUUUUCGGUAAAAAUUUUCAAUUAGAAUAUGGAAUUAUAGAAAAUAACAUGUUGCGACUAAAGUCACUUUUUUUUUAGUGUUAGAAUAUUUUCCUUUUAGUUUUAGAAGAAUAUUCUGGAGGCCGUAAUAUAAGGAGUUUCCGCUAAGAACGAGAUUAUAUUUUUUGGAUGAGGAAUUGCUUCAACGUCAUUCAAAAUAAAGAUGCCGUUCGAUUCUUUGUAAAUGUUGAAGUUGGCGUUUUUAUUGUUUCCCUUCUAGGAUGUUUUGAAUAAUUGCCAGUUACAACGGCGUUUGAUAUAUAUUUUUUAUUAUUUACAGUUAAAAACACUAUGUGUGCUUGUGUGAUAUGUUAUUGCUUGUAGAGGUGCUUUUCAUCUACUUACUUGCUGUUUGUCAAGGAUGCUUCGUGUAAUAAAUACUCUUUAAUUAUUAUAA